Molecule: messenger RNA, 4139 nt
Organism: Cebus imitator (Panamanian white-faced capuchin)
Lineage: Eukaryota; Metazoa; Chordata; Mammalia; Primates; Cebidae
Gene: CSF1
Product: colony stimulating factor 1
Exons: 9
Coding region: 363-2018 (551 amino acids)
Biological process (GO): osteoclast differentiation; positive regulation of macrophage differentiation
Cellular component (GO): membrane
Molecular function (GO): growth factor activity; cytokine activity
Source: RefSeq, a predicted model, not a curated record
GAAGUUGGGGGUGGCUGCUGAGUGGGCCUCUGGAGUAUGUGUGUCUGUGUCAGUGCGUAUGUGUGUCACUGUCAGUGCGUGUGUGUGUCUGUCUCAGUCCGUGUGUGUGUCUGCGCUGGCGCCUGACCAGGGUGAUUUCCCAUAAACCACAUGCCCCCACGCUCGACUUAAAAGGCUGUGCCGAGGGUUGGCUAGUGAAGUUCGGCCCGAGGAAAGUGAAAGUUCGCCUGGGUCCUCUCCACUCGGGAGCCGCUCUCCGCAUCCCUGGACAGCGGCGCGGCCCUCGGCCGGGGCGCCCACUCGGCAGCGGCCAGCGAGCGAGCAAGGGCGACGACGCCCCCGGCCGGGACCCAGCUGUCCGUAUGACCGCGCCGGGUGCCGCCGGGCACUGCCCUCCCACGACAUGGCUGGGCUCCCUGCUGUUGUUGGUCUGUCUCCUGGCGAGCAGGAGUAUCACCGAGGAGGUGUCGGAGUACUGUAGCCACAUGAUUGGGAGUGGACACCUGCAGUCUCUGCAGCAGCUGAUUGACAGUCAGAUGGAGACCUCAUGCCAAAUUGUCUUUCAGUUUGUAGACCAGGAACAGCUGAAAGAUCAGGUGUGCUACCUUAAGAAGGCAUUUCUCCUGAUACAAGACAUAAUGGAGGACACCAUGCGCUUCAGAGACAACACCCCCAAUGCCAUCGCCGUCACGCAGCUGCAGGAACUCUCUUUGAGGCUGAACAGCUGCUUUACCACGGAUUAUGAGGAGCAUGACAAGGCCUGCGUCCGAACUUUCUAUGAGACACCUCUCCAGUUGCUGGAGAAGGUCAGGAAUGUCUUUAAUGAAAUAAAGAAUCUCCUUGACGAGGACUGGAAUAUUUUCAGCAAGAACUGCAACGACAGCUUUGCUGCAUGCUUCAGCCAAGAUGUGGUGACCGAGCCUGAUUGCAACUGCCUGUACCCCAAAGCCAUCCCUAGCAGUGACCUGGCCUCUGUCUCCCCUCAUCAGCCCCUCGCCCCCUCCCCGGCCCCUAGGGCUGGCUUGACCUGGGAUGACUCUGAGGGCAGCUCCCACUUGCCUGGCGAGCAGCCCCUGCACACGGUGGACCCAGACAGUGCCAAGGAGCGACCACCCAGGAACACCUGCCAGAGCCUUGAGCCGCCAGAGACCCCAGUUAUCAAGGACGGGACCAUCAGUGGCUCACCACAGCCUGACCCCUCUGUCGGGGCCUUCAACCCCAGGAUGGAGGAUAUUCUUGACUCUGCAUUGGGUACUAACUGGGCCCCAGAAGAAGCCUCUGGAGAGCCCAGUGAGAGUCCUGUCCCCCAAGGGACAGAGCUUUCCCCCUCCAGGCCAGGAGGGGACAGCAUGCAGGCAGAGCCCUCCAGACCCAGCAACUUCUCAGCAUCUUUUCCACUCCCUGCAUCAGCAAACGGCCAACAGCUGGCAGAUGUAACUGGUACCGCCUUGCCCAGAGUGGAGCCCGUGAGGCCCACUGACCAGGACUGGAAUCACACCCCCCAGAAGACAGACCGUCCAUCUUCCCUGCUCAGAGACCCCCCGGAACCAGGCUCUCCCAGGAUUUCAUCACCACGCCCCCAAGGCUCCAGCAACCCCUCCACCCUCUCUGCUCAGCCACGGCUUUCCAGAAAACACCCCUGGGGCAGCGUGCUGUCCCUUAAGGGGCUAGAGAGCAGGAGGAGCACCAGGGAUCGGAGGAGCCCGGCAGAGCUGGAAGGAGGACCAGCAAGUGACGGGGCAGCCAGGCCCCUGGCCCGUUUUAACUCUGUUCCUUUGACUGACACAGGCCAUGAGAGGCAGCCCAAGGAAACUUCCAGCCUGCAGCUCCUGAAGCCUGUCUUCGGCCUGCUGGUGCCCAGCGUCACCUUGGUCUUGCUGGCUGUCGGCGGCCUCUUGUUCUACAGGCGGAGGCGGCGGAGCCGCCUAGAGCCUCAGAGAGUGGAUUCUCCCUUGGAGCAGCCAGAGGGCAGCCCCCUGACACAGGAUGAAGACAGACAGGUGGAACUGCCGGUGUAGAGGGAGCUCUAAGCUGGAUGCACAGGACAGUCUCUCCAUGGGAGGAGACAUUACGGGGCAUCCACCACCUGGAAUGUGGUCUGCCCUCCAUCAGAGCUCCUGCCUGCCAGGACUGGACCAGAGCAGCCAGGCCGGGGCCCCUCUGCCUCAACCCACAGACCCUUGACUGAGUGAGAGAGGCCAGAGGGUGCUCCCCGUGCUGCCACUAUUUAUUGUGGGCCCUGGAGGCUCCCAUGGGCUUGAGCCGGCGGGUCCGGCUCAGAACCCUCUUCUCUCAGGGGCUGCACCCUCCUCUCACCCCCCUCUAGGUCAGCACCUGGGCCAGGGACCCACCAGCCUGUGGCUUGUGGGAGAGCAUGGUGGAUGCUAAGGAGUGGAAGAACCCUGCACCCAGAGGACCCGCCUAGUGCCAAGGGAUCCCAGCCUGGACAGGCAGGAACCUGUCUCCAGAGAGAGGAUUCUGAAGUUUGUGGGGCGGGCCGCGUCAGCCUGAUUUCCCGUAAAGGUGUGCAGCCUGAGAGACGGGAAGAGGAGGCCUCUGGACCUGCUGGUCUGCACUGACAGCCUGAGGGGUCUACACCCUCAGCUCACCUAAGUGCCCUGUAUUGGUUGCCAGGCGCAGAGGGGAGGCCAGCCCUGCCCUCAGGACCUGCCUGACCUGCCAAAGAUGCCAAGAGGGGGAUCAAGGCCUGGCCUCUGCGUCUCCUCCCUCCAGCACCUGCCAGAGCUUCUCUGGGAGGCCAAGCAGAGGCUCCCCUCAUGAAGGACGCCAUUGCACUGUGAACACUGAACCUGCCUGCUGAAGCCUGCCUCCAUCGAUCCAUGAGCCAGCAUCCAUCCAUCCUCCACUCCCCAGCCUCUUCCCAGUCUCCGGCACUGAGCUGGUCUCACCAGUUGACUGGGGGAGCCCCUCCGCCCUGACCUUCUCCUGACCUGGCCUUUGACUCCCCGGGGUGGAGUGGGGUGGGACAGCCGCCUGGACUGCCAGCCAGAGCCGGUCUUUAGGCUGUGUUGUUUGCCCAGGUUUCUGCAUCUUGCACUUUGAUAUUCCCAAGAGGGAAGGGACUAGUGGGAGAGAGCCAGGGAGGGGAGGGCACCGACAGAGAGGCUACAGGGUGAGUGCUGACUGAAGAUGGCCUUUGAAAUAUAGGUAUACCCCUGAGGCCAGGGGAGGGUCUGCACUCCCAGCCCAGGGUCCUUUCCUGCUGCCCCAGGAGCCUGGAGCCGAGCAGGUUGUCCCUGUCAGGAGCCCUGGGCUGGGUUGCAUCCUGGCCCGACCUGCCUGGCACCCAGCUCCCAUCCUCUUCUUGCCCUUCUUGCUUCCUGACCUCAGUGGGCAGUGAUGACCUCCAGCCCUCAUCCAGCCCCUCUACCAUCACCUCUAUCCAGGAAAGCCAGGGUGGGAGAGGAACCAGGAGAUCCAGGCCUCAGCUUCCAGUGCUUGGAGGGCCUCCACUUCAUGGCCAGCCCAUGGUGGUGGCUCUGAGAUCUAGCCAACGGGCGACAGGGCUGCCAGUUGCCCCUUGGUUCCUUCGUACUGCUGUGUGCCUUCUCUCCUGCGGCCCUGGGCCCUCCACUGAGACCCUGCCCUACCUGGGCAUGCCGUGGGGCCCAUGGCCUUCCCUUCCUGCCCAGGAAAGUGAGGGUCUUCUGGCCCCACCUCCCCUGCCCUGAUGCUGACAACUGAGGGAAGGCAGUGAACUUGCACGUGGGGCUUAGCCUUCUCAUCACAGCCUCUAUAUUUGAUGCUAGAAAACACAUAUUUUUAAAUGGAAGAAAAAAACAAAAAAAGGCACUCCUUCCUCAUCCCUCUACCUUAAACAUAUAAUAUUUUAAAGGCCAAAAAAGCAAUCCAACCCAUUGCAGAAGCUCUUUGUUUGCUCUUGGUGGCAUCAGAGAACAGGGAGCCCCAGAGCCACCUCUGGUGUCUCCCCAGGCUACCUGCUCAGGAACCCCUUCUGUUCUCUGAGAAGCCAAGAGGGGACAUUGGCUCCCGUACUGUGAGAUUUUGUUUUUAUACUUGGAAGUGGUGAAUUAUUUUAUAUAAAGUCAUUUAAAUAUCUAUUUAAAAAAAUAGAAAGCUGCUUAUAUAUUUAAUAAUAAAAGAAGUGCACAAGCUGC